AUGAAGAUAUGGGCCCCCAAACUGCAACAAAUUGCAGUAAGCUGGCACAGCUGUGUUAUGCCUUGGAGAACAAACCUUGCUGAAAGCGCUGGCCAUGGGUUGCGCGCAGCUGCUCGCCUGGAGCAGUUGGGAGCUGAAAACGCAGACAGUAUCGGAGCCGUGCUGAACAGUAAAGAUGACCAGCGGGAGAUCGCUGAAGCAAGAGAAACGUGUCGGGCUGCUUAUGAUACUUCUGCACCAAAUGCAAAACGCAAAUACCCAGAUGAGGGAGAAGCUGAUGAAGAAGAGAUUGAAGAAUAUAAGGAUGAAGUAGAGCUGCAGCAAGAUGAAGAGAACCUGCCUUAUGAAGAAGAGAUUUACAAAGAUUCCAGUACCUUCCUUAAGGGUACUCAGAGCCUGAAUCCACACAAUGACUACUGCCAGCACUUUGUGGACACAGGACACAGACCCCAGAACUUCAUCAGAGAUGUUGGCUUAGCAGAUAGGUUUGAAGAAUAUCCAAAACUUAGAGAGCUCAUCAGAUUGAAGGAUGAGCUGAUAUCUAAAUCUAACACUCCUCCCAUGUAUUUACAAGCAGACUUGGAAGCUUUUGAUAUUAGGGAACUGAAGUCCAAAUUUGAUGUGAUUCUCCUGGAACCACCACUGGAAGAAUACUACCGAGAGACUGGCAUUACUGCCAAUGAAAAAUGCUGGACCUGGGAUGAUAUUAUGAAAUUGGAAAUUGAAGAAAUUGCUGCUCCAAGGUCAUUUGUGUUUCUGUGGUGCGGUUCAGGAGAGGGUCUGGAUCUUGGCCGAGUGUGUCUACGCAAAUGGGGUUACAGAAGAUGUGAGGACAUUUGUUGGAUUAAAACGAAUAAGAACAAUCCUGGAAAGACCAAGACUCUAGACCCUAAGGCUGUGUUCCAAAGAACCAAGGAGCACUGCCUCAUGGGCAUUAAGGGGACUGUGCGUCGCAGUACAGAUGGUGACUUCAUCCAUGCUAACGUUGACAUUGACCUCAUCAUCACAGAAGAACCUGAAAUUGGCAACAUAGAAAAACCUGUAGAGAUCUUUCACAUCAUUGAGCAUUUCUGCCUUGGACGACGACGUCUUCAUCUUUUUGGAAGGGACAGUACGAUUCGACCAGGCUGGCUGACUGUAGGACCCACCCUCACAAACAGCAAUUUCAAUGCAGAAACAUAUUCUUCGUACUUCACAGCUCCAAACUCCCAUCUGACUGGCUGUACUGAGGAGAUUGAGAGACUUCGGCCCAAGUCACCACCGCCCAAGUCCAAGUCUGACCGGGGAGGUGGUGCUCCAAGGGGAGGAGGAAGAGGAGGGACUUCAGCAGGCCGAGGAGAAAGGGGCAGAGAGAGGAACAGAACUAACUUCCGGGGCGAGAGGGGUGGCUUCAGAGGGGGGCGUGGGGGUGCUCAUAGAGGAGGCUUCCCCACUCGCUGAUGACUGUUGUUAGGCACUUGCUUCUUCCCCAAGUCCUGUGCCUCAUCUCUGAAUCUUUCUCUUAGUCUCAUUUUUGCUGAAGUGAAUUA
Messenger RNA from Chaetura pelagica (chimney swift), 1529 nucleotides. RefSeq names its product methyltransferase like 14 (gene METTL14). Lineage: Eukaryota; Metazoa; Chordata; Aves; Apodiformes; Apodidae. Gene Ontology annotation, molecular function: mRNA binding. The transcript is spliced from 11 exons. Bases 1 to 1440 code for a protein of 479 amino acids. Gene Ontology annotation, cellular component: RNA N6-methyladenosine methyltransferase complex; nucleus. The record is from RefSeq and is a predicted model, not a curated record.